CCCCGUUGUCGACUGGUCACCAACGCUGCCGCGCUCACUGACGUGGCUGUGACGCGAGCAGGACACAAGGUCAUAAGGAAGCGCAAGAAAGCGAGCGAAAGCGAGCUUCCUCUCAGCACACAGGCAAUAUACUGACAUACCAGACAUACUGUUUAUACUGCUGUUUACUAUUACUCUUCAAUAAUAGGCGUUACUACCACGCUGAUAACUGCCGUCACUGCCCUCGGCAUCCACUCGGGUCAUAGCAGAUAACCCACGCGUGCUUUUAGUGCACUGAGAUACAGACAGCGAGAAAAGGCGGACGUCUCCGUUACAAUGGGAAGGACGACAGCAUCAGAGUCUUCGCCGGGCGUGGGCGAAAUGCAAGAACACGUGCAACUGCUCGAGGACGUCUUCGAGCAGGCGCUGGAGUUGCUGCUGCCCGAAGUGGAUGCUAUUCUCUGUGAACUGGAGAGCCGGCUCCCACCAGAGGCCACGAUAUCCCCCUCCCCUCCGCCUGCAGAAGCUGCGCAUCCCUCCCGCCAGAGCGCUCGCCUUCAAGCGUUCUCCGCCAAGAAGGAAAAACCGAAGAAAACGCGUUCCUCAAACCCGGCCAGCAACUCACGCCCGACGUCUAAUUCAAGAAAACGCGCUGAACCGAACCCGACACCCGUUCCUUUACCCGAACGCAACUGUGUGCAACGCUACCUGAACGCAUCAUCCAAUAACUCUCCGGGAUCCUUGUCUGGUGCAGUACACUCGGUUACUCCGAUUGCCUCCUCAAACGAGGUUCUUGCCGACCCUCAGGUGAUUUCGCCUUCUCCUGCUUUGCCCCGAUCCAUUCCAGAGUCGCCUAUAUCCAGGCGCAGGGCUACCGAACAUGCAUCUGCUCACAGUUCGGUUUCGAUCAGGGUGUCGACCCGUACGUCUGUUGGCAUCACUGCUGCUCCCAGAUCGAGUGGAAAUGAAAACUCCGCAGCCUCGGUGACAUCACACACCCACACGCCGACGUCAUCCGAAAGAAUGACGACCUCAUGCCCCGCAACAGAUACGACUUCCGAAGUCGACCGAGCUGCCGUCCUACUUCUCCGCGCAGCGAAAGGCGGCAAAGUGGAAGAUGUGUUGGCAGCCCUGGAGACCGGGACAGACAUUAACAGCCGGGACGACUCGGGCAAAACAGCGCUGCACUUAGCUGCUUGGAACGGCCACGCAGACAUCGUCGCCCUGUUGCUCACAAACGGGGCAGACGCGAGCAACUCGGACAACUCCGGAGCCUACACGCCACUCCACGUUUCGAGUUUCGCCGGCCACGCCCAGUGCGUGGCCUUUCUGCUGGAUUUCGGGGUCGAAGUCGAUAGCAAGAGCAAGAACGGGAGCACGGCUCUUCAUAUGGCUGCGCUGAACGGGCACGAGACGAUAGUUCAGCUUCUCGUCGCGGCUGGCGCUAGUCGCGAGAUAACGGAUGAAAGUGGGAAAACCGCUUUCGAAAUGGCGCAAACAGUUGCAAUUCGCGAAUUGUUGCUUCUUUAAAAUUAUCUUUUCAUUUCUGACUUGCAAGUGUAGUAGAGUGGCGGUCCGAUAAUAAUCCGAGCCGAUAAUACCGAUUAACGGUAUUCCGAGAUGAAAAAAACGCCUGAUGUGAGCCGUCACCCAAAUAAGCGGUGAUGAUCUAGAACUGGCUCUUGGCAGGUUGGCAACAAUGCUUCGUAGGUCACGUGUGCGCCGGUCAGUGUCAGCGUGCCUACUACGUGGUUGUGACAGAUUCGCGCUAAUGUAUGUACCUGUAAUUUUAAAACUAUCUACGCAUAAAUUUGACUUCGUUUUACUUUGAAGUUGAAAAUUUCUUUACAUAUUUUCCUUUUUUUCCAUAUAAUCCGAGGUAAUUGGGACUGAUGGUACCUCGGAUUAUUCACUCAACUGUAUAGGAACAGUGACGGUACAAAUUAUCGUGAAUUCAUUAAACUGAAAUUACAAAGAGUUAUCGACCACUCAUGCAAAGAGUUAAAUGCAUUAUUUUGGGAGCGGAAGCACGGUUCUCAUUCAUACGGUCGCACUGAUCAGGUAAUAGUAGAUAGUUCAACCUCUCGUUGCGCCAGGCGCUAGUCGUUAAAUAAAAGAUGAAAGGGGGAAAACCGCGUUUAAAAUGACGGAAACAGUUGCAAUUCGCGAAUUGUUGCUUCUUUAAAAUUUACUUUUAUUUCUGUUUUGCUUCUAUAAGAACAGUGACUGUACAGAAUUCCCGAUUUUUUAAAUCUGAAACUUAAAAGAGUACUCGUCAACACAAGCACACCGUUAAAUGCCUUUUUUAUUAUUUUUUUAUUUCGGGGGUGUAGUCUAUACAAGAGCAAGAAUGAAAGCAUUGCUCUUCAUAUGGCUACUCUGAACGGGUAAGAGUCGAUAGUUCAACUUUUCUACGCGCCUGGCGCCAGACGUGAGAUACCAGAUUUUUUUAAACUAUUUCUGCCUGCUCGGCAUUUCUGCAUUUUAGGGAUGUUCAUUAUACAAAAUUUUACACAGUAACUUUUAGGGAUGGACAUCCGCAUGCAUUACCUCCUUUCUCAGUGGUCUAAUGACACAUUACUUUAUUUUACCAGUGGAGAAACUGUGGAUGACAGUUUUGGAGUUAUUUGUGAUGUAUUUUUAAGGGGGGAUGUUAGUGGGUGGAAUGUUAGGGAAGGGGAAGAUUGGUAAAUUAUUUAAGGUGGACGAAGGGAGUCUUUAGGGAAUCGCGAUAUAAUUAUCUUUGAUGAACUAUAAGUUUUACCUAGUUGGAAUAUUGUUGUACUGCACGGUUGGGGAAGGGAUGAGAAGAAUUUAUGAGUCAUAAGAUUUAUGUAGUCGUUAAAAGGAUGAUAUAUUUUGUUCGUUUUGGAUUUGCAUGUUGCUUAUGAACCAAAGGGCUUUAAUGACUUUUCUGAGAAAUUUAUUUUGUAUUAUUUCUAUUUUAUUUCGGUUCGUUCGUACGGCAUUAUUCCUGAUCGGGCAGGCAUAUGUGAGUGUUGGUCGUAUUAUUGUUUUAUAGACGAUUAAGCCGCAGCCAGUGCUAAAUGAGAAAUUAGUAAUUAUUAUUGGAAAUAGAUAAGAUAUUUCUGCAUAAAAUUUAUCUGCUAUAGAUUUGAUAUUUUGGUUCCAGUUUAGUUCAGUGUAUGUAGUACUCUUAAGUACUUUUAUGGUGUAUUUCUAUUCAUCCAUUCUAGUGUGUGUGUUUUGAAAGCAGCGGAGUUGAGUAAGUUUGUGGAGUGGGAAAAUUUUGGCGUUUAUCUUUAUUUUCCCAGUUUAUGGCAAACUAUGUUGUCGGAGCCGCAGUUGAUAUCAGAAUGAGAGGUGAAAAGUGCUGUGUCAUCUACGUAAAGGGCAGUUUCUGAGUAGUCUUGACUGUGGUAAAUCCGACAUGUAAAGAGGAAAGAGAAGUGGAGAAAGCCAAGAACCUUGAGGGACUCCUGCAUUAAUUUCAAAUCGGUUUGAGAGGCUGGAGUUAAUACGUACAGAAAAAUAUCUAUUUUUUAGAAAACAGAUUAGAUGGAGUAGAUACUUGGGAGUUCCUAGUUGAUGCAGUUUGUACAAAAGACCUUCAUGCCAGAGUUUCAAAGGCUUUCUCAAUGUCUAGGAAAACUGCAAUUGUUUAUUUCUUGCUGUGAAAUGAAUUUGCAAUGUAUUCUGUUAAUCGGCGCAGCUGGUGGGUUCUGCUAUGUUGUAAUCUGAAUCCGAACUGGAAAUUCCGGGAUAGCGGUAAUUUUAGUUAGGUAUGAAGAUAAGCUGCUCUGAAUUAAUUUUUCAAAUACCUUUGCGAUUGAGGGUAGGAGACUUACUAAUCUGUAGCUUGUAGGAAGGCGAAGAUCUUUGCCUGGUUUAUAAAAGGGUAAAAUUAUAGAAAAUUUCCAAUCUUUUGGAAAGUAGCACAGUCUUAGACAGGAAUUAAAUAAGGUUGUGAAAAUAGCUGUUCUUUUUGGGUAAUUUUAAGAGCUAUGUCGUAAAUAUGAUCGUUACCUGCUGAUUUUCGGGUUUUCUAUUGCUUAAUCAUUUUAUAAGUUACGGAUAGGGGUAUACAUUUUAUUGUAUCUGAGGCAUUAUAGUUUGGUAACUGGAGGUUUCUAGCAAUAUAAUUAGUACAAUAGGAAUUCGUAUUUGGGUUUGGAGUAAAACAGUUCUGCAUAUAUUUACCUAACACAUUGGAUUUCAUAUGAUCCGUCUUCCUACAUUUGAGUUCUGUUUAAGGAUAGGGAUGUCAGUAGUUUCUUUACAUAGUAUUUUUUAUGGUUGACCAGAGUGGUCUGCUAUUAGGGUGGAUGGAACUUUGAAAGUUGUUAAUUCGAACUUGAUUUAGUUUGGUUUUUAUUGUUCUCCCUAAUUUGUUGAUUUUUGCUUUAAGGUCAUGUCUGCGAUUGGUUUGGCACAGCCGUCGAAGGUUACGUUUACUUUUAAUUAUAUUUAGAAUAUUCCUUGGAAUCGGAUUUCUGUUAGUGAAAGGUCUUGCGAUAGGUGUCGUUGGUUGUGAAACGCGUAGCGCGCGAAACAUUAUAUAAUGGCAUAGUGUUUUCAUCAUUACUUCUUUUUCGUUCACUUACAUUUGUAAGCCUUUCGUUUAAUGUUGUUGCAUGCAUCUCAUUUUGGUGUUCCUGAGGCAGGGUUGCUUGUGGCGGUUGCUGUCGCACAAACGGUUGCCCUUGUUUCGCUGUAGGUUCAUGCUGAUAAAGUAGCAGGAGUUGCUGCUGUUGUUGUUGAUGAAGAAGUUGCAAAUGUUGCUGCUGCAAAAAUUGUAUUUGCGCUGCUGGGAGAUUGUACUGAUCAAGGUAUUCGCAUACAAGGUUUCGAUAGCGUUCACAAACACUUCUGAUGUGCUAUGUAGUCUCGGGGCUACCUUGUUCGUUCAUUUUCGCCACUCGCGGUCACGGGUUGUUUUGCACUUACUAGUCAUAUAUAUAUUUGAAAUACUAGCUGCGAAAAUAAACUUUUUUGAUGUAAAAAUGUGUGCUCUUUUUAUUAGACACUUGGAUUGUUGUGCAAAAGAAACUAGUUUAACACUCAAUCUAAACACACUACACAGUGAGAGAGCAAUGGCGCCCGAUGUGCACGGCACGGCUCCUCGGUGCGAACUGAAAAAACAGAUGAAAGUGGAAAAAUCGCAUUCGAAAUGGCCGAAACAAGGGCAAAUCGCAAAUUGUUGCUUCUUUAAGCCUGUGUUUUAAUUUCUGAUUUGUAUGUGGGGGAGAAGGGAUAGUACAAAAUUUCCCGAAUUCAUUGAACUGGAAUUUGAAGAGUUUCACGUCAAUAUACGCGAACAGUUUAAAUAAUUCUGUUUGGAUUCAGAGGUCGAAGUCGACUGCAAAGAGCAAGAACGGAAGCACGGCUCUUCAUGUGGCUACGCCGAACGGGUCGAUAGUUCAGCUUCUUGUCGAGGCAGGCGCUAGUCGUCUGUUAACAUGAAAGUGGAAAAGCCGCAUUCC
Molecule: messenger RNA, 5423 nt
Organism: Gryllus bimaculatus (two-spotted cricket)
Lineage: Eukaryota; Metazoa; Arthropoda; Insecta; Orthoptera; Gryllidae
Source: the annotation of a GenBank genome assembly